GUGCAGCUUCCGGUUUCAGUUUUGUUUUUGUCUGCAGAAACUGAGAAAUGUCUCUUGGUAUAAUUUCUUGUAAUCGCACAUUUUAAGGAAAUGAAUAAUUGUUAAUAAAUAUGAUGGAUCCACAAUUAACACAAGCAUUAAAAGCAGCACCAACCAAUGAAUACCUUCUACAGGGAAGCAUUUUAGACAGUUCAUUAGAAGUCCUACUGUGUAGAUUGAAAGGUCUUUGCGAUCAUGCUGAUUCACCUGAAGAAAAAUUUGUAGAUCAUGAAAUGGUGUAUGCCAUCAAGAAUGCCAGCAUUCCUCAGCCAUUGCAGUAUAGUGUUAGACAUUCCCUGGUGCAACCAGAAAACUGGCAACUCCGAUACCUUGGUCAUUCUGAGAUGGGUGACAAAAGUCGACACACACUAAUCAGGAACUGUGUUGAUGUAGCUACCUCAGAUAAUGUUUUACAGUUUCUUCAUGAAGUUGGUUUCAGAUUGGACCAUGAGUUUGUUGUGAAAGGUUUUUACUUCCAUAAAGGCAGAAUGAAAGUUACAGUCUCGAAAAUAUUUAAGAUGAUGCAACAAGGGCACACAACAGACAACCUGGAAUCUAUAGUGCCAUCUUACUUGGUAGAGCUCAGUGUACUUGCUAUGUCUGGACAAGAUGCUAUUGCUGAAGACAUGAAAAACUUUGCAGAACAACUCAAACCUCUUGUGCAGCUUGAGAAGAUAGAUCACAGAAGACUACAAGCUACUGGAACUUAACCCUCAGAUUUAUAACAAGCAUGAAAUUAACAUAACUGUUAGGUGGAUACAAAAAGAAAUGAAAUUGACACAGUUUCUUGGCUGGAUAUAAUCAGCUAUAGCUUUAAUGCUGAUCAAGAAUCUCAAAACAACAGGUUCAUCUGUCAAUGAAAUGUAUUAUUGAAAGACAGGAUUUUAAUGGUUAGAAGUACAUGAUGGACCAGCAAAUAAGUUUACAUUGUCAAAAACAGUUUCAGAAGAAAUACUUAACUGUUGUACUCAUACUGAAUAUUAAAGUGUAUAAAUCACAUAA
Mytilus californianus (California mussel) is the source of this 1041-nucleotide messenger RNA. Its product is annotated as mediator of RNA polymerase II transcription subunit 18-like. NCBI's taxonomy places the organism in Eukaryota, Metazoa, Mollusca, Bivalvia, Mytilida, Mytilidae. Gene Ontology annotation, molecular function: transcription coregulator activity. Gene Ontology annotation, biological process: termination of RNA polymerase II transcription; regulation of transcription by RNA polymerase II. The transcript is spliced from 7 exons. Gene Ontology annotation, cellular component: core mediator complex; mediator complex. The coding region runs from base 111 to 749 and encodes 212 amino acids. The record is from RefSeq and is a predicted model, not a curated record.